This is a messenger RNA of Cylicostephanus goldi, 761 nucleotides long. Lineage: Eukaryota; Metazoa; Nematoda; Chromadorea; Rhabditida; Strongylidae. The record is from the annotation of a GenBank genome assembly.
CUCUUUGCAAAAGUUCUCGUUAAUGAGAAAUUAUAUGCACUUGCAUAUAAUUACAGCGGUUUGGCUCUUCGAUCGGAUCGUUCCAUAGUGCGUUUGAAUCCACGCGUUCAUGACAAUGAAGAUCGUGGGGAGUACGAAAGACUGGAAAAGCUGAACAUCGAUCCUGGGACGGUUUUUCGACCCACCCGUGCAUUGGGCGACUACUUCCGGCGAGACCUCUUUGAAGAAGUGGAGGAGUUCAAAAAUGCCAAGGGUAGUCCUGUAAUUUCCGAUCCCGAUGUCUAUGAUCACGAGAUAGACGAGUCUUGGAAAUAUCUUAUACUGCUGUCAGACGGUGUGCUACAGAAUCUCAAGGACUGCGGCGUAGAAGACUUCACAGCUGAGGUGGGAGAGAGGCUAAAGAUGCAAACCAAUGUUCGAAGUACAGCACAAGCUCUUGUGGACGAAUUCAGUAGGAAGCAUUACUCAGCUUAUUGCCGAGUGCGUCCUGUUUAUGUUCAUAUAUCUAAUAGCGGUGACCAAGGAAGCAACCGUUGUGAAGAAAUGACUGUCAUUUUCGUGCAGUUAUGGGAUACGAACAAGCUUGUUGACAUGUCUUCUGGAUCCUUCACCGACUCUUUGGAUGCGACAAACUCGUUAUUGACGGGGCCUCUUGCUCCCUAUGUAGAUAUAACGGAUAUAAGUCCUGAGAUUCGAGCAGAACUUGAGCGUUUAUGUCCUGAGAUUCCACCGAAACCUGAGCCUUUAUCGAGUUCUUGAGU